Rotaria sp. Silwood2 is the source of this 942-nucleotide messenger RNA. The record is from the annotation of a GenBank genome assembly. NCBI's taxonomy places the organism in Eukaryota, Metazoa, Rotifera, Eurotatoria, Philodinida, Philodinidae.
AUGAUCGUUGAUACGCGUAUAUUACCAUCAGAUGUUCUAACAUAUACUGAUGAAAAAUUUUAUGAGUUUGUACAUAGUUUAUGUGGUGAUACACCAGUCGAAUUAUUAAAAGUUUUAUGCAUAAGAAGUGUACAAUUAUUAUUAAUGACUGAUACUAAAGAUAUUUUUUCUGUUAUGAAUCUUGAUUGUGUUCAGUUGGAGGACAUUAAAAAGAAAACAUGUUUUCAAUUACAAGAUAAAUCAUUUGUUAUAAAACCUGGUGUUGAAAGUAGUAUAAAAUAUUUGAAGGAAUUAUUGUUAGCAAAGAAUAAUGAACAUUUAAAACAGCUGACAAAGAAAAUAACACCAUCUACACGAACAAUAAUUUCCAAACGUUCAACUCAAUCAUUAUCAUCAUCGUCAAACAAUACAAUCACAACAACAUCAACAGUAACUUUGGAACAGUCAGUUCCAAUGUCAACAGAUGAACACAAACAGUACGUCUUACAAAAAAUCACUGAAUGGUGUGAUAGUAAUAAAGAAAAUUUAUCACUGGUAAAUCUUGAUCUUAAAGAAAAUGAACAUUUUACAUUAACAAUUAAAAAUUCUAAUACCAGCUUAGAAGGAUUAAUAAAAUGUAAAUGUGGUGUUAUAACAACAUUAGCAACAAAAGAUGAAAGAUUUGUAUUAUCAAAUUUUUAUAAACAUUUACAAACAAAUAAAUGCUCAAUGAUGAAAAUUAUUAGAAGAGAAGAUCAAGAAAAUAAAAAAAAUGAUAAUAGUAAGCAAUUAACAGCAACAUCAACUACACCACCAACGACGCCAACAAAUAAAUCAACAUUUUUAUUAAAUAAAUUAUUAGUUUCACCGUCAACAUCAACAACAAAUAGUAUUGAAACCACCACAACAAUGAAAAGAAAAAAUACAGCUCCAUCAACUUCAACAAAACGGCGAAAAAAAUAA